CGAGACAAAGACGACGGAGACCCGGUAACUCGAUCCAGUCAACUCUUGGUGUUGCAAUCGACGCUGAGGCUCUCAUGCUUUUAACACGUUCAGGAUUCCAGGAAGUCGUCAAGGGCGGGCUGGAAUCGUCGCAUCCAGAUGAUAAAUCGGUCAACGUCAACCCCCUUCGCCCUUUUCUCUCACUCGCCGGAUAGAUGACGAGGGAUAAACGGGGAUUGGGUUCGGAUACCAGCGAGAAGGACGAUUUGCACCCCGAGAACAAGCGGCUUAAGGUCCCCGCACUUGCGAGAGUAAUCAUCGAAGCCUUGCAAAUGGAUGGUCUGCAGAGAAUUUGUUCAUCACUGGAGCCCAUCAUUCGUAUAGUUGUCAGCGAAGAAGUGGAGCGAGCUCUAGCAAAGUUGGGUGCUGUUAGGAAUGGGGAAAGGUGUUUGCCCAAACAAAUCGAAGGGCCUGAUGGAAGAAAUCUGCAGCUCCAUUUCACCACUAGGCUAUCCCUUCCUAUUAUUACUGGAGGAGAAAUAGAAGGGGAGGAUGGAGCAAUUAUUCAUAUAGUUUUGGUUGAUGCAAACACUGGCUGUGUUGUGAACUCAGGACCUGAGGCAUCUGCAAAAUUAGAUGUUUUAGUUCUUGAUGGUGAUUUUAACUUUGAAGAUAAUGAUAAUUGGACAGAAGAUGAAUUUAAGAGGCAUAUAGUCAAAGAACGCAAAGGAAAGAGACCACUUCUGACAGGAGACUUGCAGGUUUCUCUGAAAGAAGGUGUGGGUACCCUCGGAAAGCUUAACUUUACUGAUAAUUCUUGUUGGAUCCGGAGUAGAACAUUCAGGCUUGCCUUGAAGAUUGCCGCAGGCUGCUGCAAGGGUACUCGUGUACGCGAAGCAAAGACAGAAGCAUUCAUGGUUAAGGAACGCAGAGGUCAAUUACACAAGAAACACCAUCCUCCUGCUUUAGGAGAUGAAAUUUGGAGAUUGGAAAACAUUGCUAAGGAUGGUUCAUUUCACAAUAAGUUGAAUACAAGUGGAAUUCGAACUGUUGAAGAUUUCCUAAAGUUUGUUGCUAGAGAUGCACAAGGACUGCGUGAUAUGCUUGGAAGCAGUAUGUCAGAUAAGAUGUGGAGAAAACUUGUGGAGCAUGCAAACACUUCUGUUUUAGGUGGAAAAUAUCAUGUAUGCUAUUUGGAUGAGACAAGAAAUGUUGGUGCUGUUUUCAAUGAUAGAUAUGUGUUUUGUGGCCUAAUUGAUGGGGGGCAGUUCAAAUCAACAGAAUGCCUUAUCGAUGGUCGUCAGAAGGAUUUGGCAGAUAAGUUGGUCAAGAAGGCAUAUGACAAUUGGGCAGCUGUUAUCAUAUAUGAUGGUAAAGACCUUCUAAAGGUUACAGAAAGUGAGACGGCGUCUGCUUCACAAAAAGAACCUCUGUUGCCUUCAGCAGAUUGUUCUUCUUCAUAUGAUCUGCAAGUCUCUCAGAUUCCUAAUCCAGAGCAGUGUCCAGUUAUCAGAGAUGCAGUAGCAGAAGGUGUUUCCACAGAAGACAACACUGGUCUUCAGCCAUUCAACCAGACUGAACAACGUCCAGAUGCAAGUAUCAACCACGACUGGCCUCAACCGGAUGCCCACUCUACAGAUGACUUCCCAGAUUUUAUUCGCUCGAUAAGCCAGCCAUUGUUCGAGGACAUAUUUCAUUCACUUGAUGAUAUCUGCACGGGUGGAGCUUCCACAAGCCUCCAUGGUGGAUUUGACUUCUCAUCGUGCACGCCUUUGUGGUCGCCUGAAUUCAACUUGGACCAUUAUCAGAACAGCACAUCCGGUAGAGCUGUUGGGUGGCUUAAGAUCACUAAGAUCGCUGCAGCUAUAAGAUGGGCACUUUUCAUCCGCAAGAAGGCUGCUGACAGGAGAAAAGCUAAGCUUGUUGAGCUAGAACAGUAGCAUAAUUAAUGUGUAUCAUAAUUGUGAAACUGGUCAUUUGGUACUGCUUCCAAGCUAUAUUAUUCGGAUACAUGCAUGAUCAUGAAUUAGCUUCUCAGUUCCAGGAUAAACAUCAGUUAGGUCAUCAACCAAGAUGCUUAAAGUUGUCAUGGGACCAGUUCAAAUAAUGAUAAUCUUGUGUUGUUUGAGUUCUUUUAAAUA
Messenger RNA from Musa acuminata subsp. malaccensis (wild Malaysian banana), 2120 nucleotides. Its product is annotated as calmodulin-binding protein 60 C. Gene Ontology annotation, biological process: regulation of salicylic acid biosynthetic process. Gene Ontology annotation, molecular function: calmodulin binding; sequence-specific DNA binding; DNA-binding transcription factor activity. Lineage: Eukaryota; Viridiplantae; Streptophyta; Magnoliopsida; Zingiberales; Musaceae. The record is from RefSeq and is a predicted model, not a curated record. Gene Ontology annotation, cellular component: nucleus.